This is a messenger RNA of Diaporthe citri, 1398 nucleotides long. RefSeq lists its product as uncharacterized. Lineage: Eukaryota; Fungi; Ascomycota; Sordariomycetes; Diaporthales; Diaporthaceae. The coding region runs from base 1 to 1398 and encodes 465 amino acids. The transcript has 2 exons. The record is from RefSeq and is a predicted model, not a curated record.
AUGAAGCUGUCCGUUAUCGCACUUGCGGCUCUGUCCGUAGUCUCCACCAACGCCAUCGCCAUCGCGGCCGCCGAUGCCAACCCAUCCCCUGAGGCAUGGUGCUUCUGGAAGGGUCAGGGCUGCUGGAAGGCCAAGCGUGCUGCCGACGCCUUCUCCCAGGCUCUCCAGUCCUCAGGCGGAUACAAGGAGUCCCGCGCCGCCGACAUCUCCAACCACCCGGGCGGUGCCGCCUACCACGCCAAGAGGUCCUUCGAGGAGCUCGCCGCCCUCGUCGCCUCCGCCUACCCCAACCCCGAGGCCCUCUACGCGGACCUCAACCUCGGCAGCCACUUCGGCCCGGACUCCAACCUCACCGAGGCCGACGGGUCCGAGGGCGAGCCAGCACCCCCAGGCUUCGAGGGCCCCGGCCCCGAGGAGGAGGGCCCCUCCAUCGCCGCGCGUGACGAGGGCGCCGCCAUCGACCCCAGGUGGUGCUUCUGGAAAGGACAGGGCUGCUGGAAGCGCGAGGCCACGCCGUGGUGCUACUGGAAGGGCAAGAACUGCUGGAAGCGCGGCGUCGAGAUGAGCAAGCGCGAGGCCGAGGCCAACCCCUGGUGCUACUGGAAGGGCAAGAACUGCUGGAAGCGCACCGACGAGAACACCUCGGCCGUCGAGAGGCGCGACGCGGCGCCCGCCUUCUGCCCCUUCGGCGGCGAGGCCGGCAGCGUGUGCUACGCCUCUAAGCGCGACUUCAUCGAGGCCGACAAGCGGUCGUGCGAGCAGCCGGGCGAGGCGUGCCACAAGGCGCGCUCCGCCGCCGAGGCCCUCAUCGGCGCCAUCGAGGAGGAGUCCGCCGCCGACGAGCUCGCCAAGCGUGACACCACCCCCGCCGACCUCGAGGCCCGGUGGUGCUACUGGAAGGGCAAGAACUGCUGGAAGCGCGACGGCAUGGACGAGGUCGUCGCCCGCUGCAACAGCCCCAGCGGUGCCUGCACUGCGGCCCGCCGCGACCUGAACAGCAUGCACGCCGCUGCCCGCAGCCUCCUCGACACUCUCGACGCCGAGGUCGUCGUAACACAAGUUCUCCAAGAAGAUCAAAAACACAACUUUCCAUUCUUCAACGACAUGAACAUCUCCGAUACCUACCUCGGAGUCACCUCGUCAUACAAGCCCAACAAUACCUUCUCUUCGUGUUCAUCGAGCAUCCGCAACAGGCGCCAUCCUUCCUCGCUCCGGGGUCGGAUCUGCUGGGAAACAUAUCUCCCACCGGCACAAGCAGCGCUCAUGAACCCUUAUUCUCUCAUGACAAAGCUAGUUAGUGGACGGGCAACCAUGACGGGGGAUGAGGACAUGUCACUUACCACAAAUUUCACAACCGGAACAGCGCGGCGGCUGAGCCACGCAGCUCUCGGGAUUUAG